Messenger RNA from Plasmodium gaboni, 2829 nucleotides. Its product is annotated as putative mannose-6-phosphate isomerase. Gene Ontology annotation, molecular function: mannose-6-phosphate isomerase activity; zinc ion binding. Gene Ontology annotation, biological process: GDP-mannose biosynthetic process. The record is from RefSeq and is a predicted model, not a curated record. Bases 1 to 2829 code for a protein of 942 amino acids. NCBI's taxonomy places the organism in Eukaryota, Apicomplexa, Aconoidasida, Haemosporida, Plasmodiidae. The transcript has a single exon. Gene Ontology annotation, cellular component: cytosol.
AUGAGCAAGCUGUGUAUUAAUGAGUGUAUUCCAUAUGUUCAAAAAUAUGAAUGGGGCAAAGGAAAAGAUGGACUAGUUUAUGAAGUUAUGAAAAAUAUUGUUCAAGAGAAUCAUAAUAUUAUAAAAAAAGAAAUAGAUCAUCUGGAGUACUUGAAAGAGUAUAUGGAUGAAUAUGAGAAUAAUAAAGAUGAGAAAAAAAAAGGUAAAGACCAUGAAGAAGUCGACAAAAAUGGUGAUGUAAAGAAUGAAGAGGAAAAAAAUGGAAAAGACAAGAAGAAAAAAAAGAAAGGAAAAAAAAGUAUUGAAAAGGAUGAAGUGAAUCAAAUGAAUGAUGAUAAUAAUAAAAAUAAUGAUAAUAAUAAUAAAAAUAAUGAUGUUAAUAAUAAUAAAAAUAAUGAUGAUAAUAAUAAUAAUAAAAAUAAUGAUAAAUAUGCUGAACUUUGGAUUGGUAAUCAUGUUAAAAGUCCUAAUUUGGUUGUAUAUAAAAAUAGUUUAGUAAAAAUUGAAGAAUUUUUAAAAAUAUAUGAAAAAAAAAAAAAUAAGAAAAGUAAACUUAUGAAAUUUUUUUAUAAAAAAGUAGGAAACUCUAAAAGUAAAUAUACAAAUAAAAAAAAGGAUUCAACAAAAUCAGAAGAUAUUAUUAAUAAAAAUAAUAAUACUACUAAAGGUAGUACAGUAGGUGGAGAAAAUGAUUUAAAAAGAUAUUCAGAUAUUGAAUUUUCUUCUUUAAAUAAUGUGAGUAUAAAAGAAAAAGAAGAUAUAAAUGAACAAGAAGAAUUAUUAGAAGAAGAAGUUGAUAAAAAUACAUUAUUUCCAUAUUUAUUUAAAAUGUUAUCAAUAUCAAAACCUUUAAGUAUUCAAAUACAUCCAAAUGAACAACAAACUUUAUAUUUAAAUACCAUGAAUCCUCUUUUAUAUAAAGAUAAAAUUUUUAAAACAGAAAUGUGUGUAUGCAUAAAUUCAAUGACUCUUUUAUGUGGUUUUAUGAAUAUAUUUAAAAUAGCAUUCCUUAUAAGAAAUAUCAAAGAAUUGAAUGAUUUUUUUUUGAAAAGAGGUUGUCAACAACUUACUCAAGGUUGUGAUAUCACACAACAAAAUAAAAUGGAUGAAACAAAGUUUGCAAAGAAAUGCCCAAAUGAAAUUAUUCUGAUGGAUGAUAAGAACUGUAAUAUGAAAGAUGACACAAAAGGUAUAACAAAUAUUACAUUGGAAGGAACAAAUUAUAAUAAUAAUAAUAUAAAGAAAGAAAAUAAAGUUGAGAGUAGUGUUGAAAUUGCUCUAAUAACUCAAUUGUUGUCUUCUACCCCAUCAGUUCCUUCAUCAUGUGGUAAUAUCAAUGUAGAUUCUAAAGAAGAUGAGAAAAAAGAUAUGUUUCAUUUAUUUGAUUUAUUUUAUUCUAACAAAGAUGAUCAUGUGGAAGAAGUUUUAUCCAUGUUAUCAAGAAUAUACAUUUAUAUUAUUAACUAUGCUUUAAAAAGAGGUAAUGGAUUGAGUUAUGAUGUUAUAUCUGUUAUUGAUAAUUAUGCAGAGUGUAUACAAAAAUAUGUUUAUGAUGAGAAUUUUUAUUCUUCCUUUUAUAAGAAUGAGAAAUUUUUAGAACUUAAUAUUAACUUAGGAAAUCUUAUUAAAAUCGAAAAAGAAAAAUUACAAAAUAGCUUGUAUGAAAAUAAAUUCAAUACAGACCUAACCGAAUCUGAUAUGGAUGAAGAAGAAAAAGAUGAGAAAACCAUAAGUGAGGAUGAUGGUGCUAUGGAUUCCUAUGAUGUAUUAAAAAAGAAAGAUAAAAAAAAAGGAUCACAAGAAUAUGACAAGGGGGUAGAUAAUAACAAUGAUCAAUUAGAUAAACAAAAAAAUGAUGAUGAUGGCACAAAGGUGUGCGAAAAGGAAUGUUCACCUAGAUGUUCAAAUGAAUAUACUAAUACAUAUUCAAAUGAAUGUGUCAAUGUAUAUAAUAAUUUGAAUAAACAAAAUGAUCCAUAUUUUAUUAGUAGGAAAAAAAUUAAAGCGUUUUAUGAACAUAUGUAUAAAUUCUUAAUAUAUCGUAUUUUAUUAGUAGAAAAUGAUGUCCUAAAUGAUUGUGUGACUUCCAUCAUAAAAGAAAAUGAAAAAUAUCAAACUUUUAUUAAUGAUGAUGAAACAUUUAAAAAGAAAACAGAGAAAUUAUAUGCUGAUAUUUGUAAGAAAAAAAAUUAUGAAAAUCUAUGUAAAGAAACUGAAAAUUUUAUUAUUCAUAGUAUUUUUGAACUUUUAAAAAAUGUAUCCAUGUAUUAUGCUAAUGAUGGAGGAAGAAUUUUCCUUUUUAUUUUACAAUUAAUUAAUUUAAAUCACGGAGAUGUUGUAUAUAUAAAACCGGGUGUUAUUCAUUCUUAUAUUUCGGGUCAUUGUUUAGAAUGUAUGACAAAUUCUGAUCUUGUUAUUAGAGGUGGAUUAACUAAUAAAGAAAUUGACAAACUGAAUUUUAUUAAAUAUGUUAAUUAUAAAAAUAAUUAUCCUAUUAUUUUAGAAAAGGAAUUUAUUAAUUAUAAUAUCAUGUCUUAUAGUUAUCACAGAAUGAAACAUUUCAAAAUUUUAUGUAUUACCAUCAGACCAGGAGAAACCAUUAAUUACGUUUUCUCAGAAAAAAGUUUCACUUCAUGUAUAGUACUUUCAACAAACAAAAAAGUUAAAAUCAAAGGAAAAAAAAAUGAUAAAAUAAAAGCUAAUAUUAAAAAUGUAAGAAAGGGUAUGAUACUUUUUAUAGCUCCAACUGUUAUGGUAACUAUAUCUAAUUUGUAUGCCAACCCAGAAGAUGGAAAUAAGGAGUUUGUCAUAUAUUGUGCUACUUCAUAA